AAAUUUCAAGAAAACAAAACUACUAUUUAAUCCUUCCAACUUUCCUUUUUCCUCUGCGCAUUUAUUUCCUUAUCCCUUCCGUACACUGUAAAUCAAUAUAGAACGGUUGCUUCCUUCUUCGUCCCACUUCCAUGGCUUCUUCAACUCGUCUUUCUUCACACUCCAUUGAUUCAUAGCUACUUACCCUUUUGGAUCUAACCCCAAUUUUCAUUUCUCCUCUUCGACUUCCACUGCCAUAGUUUGCUCAAUACUUGCAACGAGUUCUUCAAUCCUUUUGUGAGCCUUCUUUCUCCACGCUCUGAAUGGAACUCGACGGCGAAUUUCCAGAAUUCCAGAGCAACCCAUUGGAGCUGAACCUAAUCCUCGUCGUGGGCUCUUACCAGUUCUUCCUUUAGGUAUUUAUUUCAUUGUCUUCCUCAGGAUCUGAUUGGAAAAGGGAGGACGAGAAACUUUUUUCCCGCCUCUUCCAUGUUUAUUAGGGUUUGGAAAUGGAUUACAGUAGGAGGGAUGGAAAUGUCGUCCAUGUGAUUCAAACCGGCGAGUAUUGGAUUCCGAAACCUUCCGAUUCCAAUCCCGCUCCUGUCUGGGCAACUGAGGACGAAUACCGCGCCUGGAAUCAUCUUACCGCCGACGGCGGUGAACCUCCGAGCAAGAAGACAAAAGGAAGUUCAUCAAAUUCGUCAAUUUCAGCGAGUUCCCAGGUACAGGAGCAAGCUUCGAAGAAGACGAUUGGGAAGAUGUUCUUCAAGACGAAGCUGUGCUGUAAGUUUCGGGCAGGGACUUGUCCUUAUAUAACCAACUGCAACUUUGCUCACAGCAUGGAGGAGCUUCGUCGUCCGCCGGCGAACUGGCAGGAUAUAGUGGCGGCUCACGGGGACGAAAAGGGAGGUAAUAAUGGGGCAGCUGAGAUUAUCAGGGAGGAGUUUCAGAUUCCUGCGGUUGGUGGUGGAUUUGGAGCUGAGACGCAGAGGUCUUAUAAAGGUAGGCAUUGCAAGAAGUUUUAUACUGAGGAAGGGUGCCCUUAUGGAGAGAGUUGUACGUUUUUGCAUGAUGAGCAGUCCAGGCAUAGGGAGAGUGUGGCGAUAAGCUUGGGGCCUGGAGGAUAUGGUGGAGGAGGAGGUGGUGGGGGUGUGGGUGCUGGUAGUAGCAGCAUAGUGUUAGGUGGAGGAGGUGGAGGUGGAGGAGGGAGCGGAGUUAUUGUGGUUGGAGGAAAUGGAAGUGCUGCUGCUGCUGCUGCUGCGAAUUUGAAGCCAUCGAAUUGGAAGACGAGGAUAUGUAAUAAGUGGGAACUCACUGGGUAUUGCCCAUUUGGGAGCAAAUGCCAUUUUGCUCAUGGAUCUGCAGAGUUACAUCGGUAUGGAGGCGGGCUUGUGGACUCAGACACCAAAGAUGCUCCUGCUGCUGCUACAGACUCAAAGACAGGAGCUGCGCCUUCCAAAACACCCCUCGACUCAGUGGUUGCUUCAAUGACUUCAGUCCCUCAUUCUGAUACGUAUCAUCACCUCGGAGUUCCGUCUCAAAGAUCAUCAGCUAUCCUUAUCCCGAGAUCAGGCCACAGAGCUCAUCAGAAAUGGAAGGGUCCAGAUAAAAUCAGCAGGAUAUAUGGUGAUUGGAUCGAUGAUAACGAAUGAAUGCACCCAACUUACUAAUGUCAAUCUUGUAAGAAGUGUAGAUGGGUUAGAGCGAAACGCCGAAUGGGACCAGAAGAGCCGUUCGCUUGUUGUAGUUUCUGUGUAUGUUCUGUCAUGUAAGCUAAUGUGUUUGUGUUGUUGUACUCUGUAGUUUGCUGCCACUUUAGUGAUGUUAGACGCUCUUGUAGUUUGAAUGAAGAGGAAGGAUAUGUAUGUGUUGUCUGUAUAGUGGGAAGAGCUGUUUGGAAAAGAGAAUGUAUCUGAAUUUGAUUUCCCACAAAGCCUAAAUUUGCAAUCUUUAAUGUUGCCUGUUUAGGCUCAUUAUUUUCUUUUUGUGUACAAUUGUAAGUGCAUCAGACAUAGCCAAUGUUAUAGAUUCUAUU
This is a messenger RNA of Linum tenue, 2014 nucleotides long. Lineage: Eukaryota; Viridiplantae; Streptophyta; Magnoliopsida; Malpighiales; Linaceae. The record is from the annotation of a GenBank genome assembly.